CUUGGUUAGGAGCGUCGGAGAGACGCGGCGUCCAGGCGGCUGCGGAAAUGCCAAACGCAAAGGAAAAGAAAAGGGCCAAGAAAAUGAAAAAUCAGCCCACCAGUGUGAUCUUUUCUUCUGAUGGUGGGCCUAGUCCCCAUGCAAUGUGGUCUCAGAAUGGAGGUGAAGAAACUCACCAACGUAAGAGACAAGAAUUGCGUUCUGAAACCUCACGAGGAUACUCUCAUCAAAGCAUUUCCCAUGGAAUGCCGAAAUAUUUAACAGUCUCUCCUUUUGUUCGAGCUCGAGCUGCUGAAAUAAAGGCCAUGCUGAAGGCAGCUACGCAAAAGUCGUCCAACACUUUAGUAUUUCAGUCUCUGCCAAGGCACAUGAGAAGGCGAGCAAUGAGUCACAACGUCAAGCGCCUGCCCAGGCGACUCCGUGAACUUGCCAGAGCAGAGGCGGAGAAACCUGAACAUCAGAAAAAAGAACUCCCAAAGAGCAAGUGUCGUAAAGCCAGGCGACGUCAUAUAAACUUGGUGGCUGAAUUCAAUCGCAGACAGAAGAAGAACAUCUGGUUGGAAACGCACAUUUGGCAUGCAAAACGAUUUCACAUGGUGAAGAAAUGGGGCUACUGCUUAGGAGACAGGCCCACAACAAAAUGCUAUCGGGCUUGCUACCGAGCCAUGGCGAACCACUGCCUGCUUCAGGAUCUGUCAUACUACUGUUGCCUGGAACUGAUUGGAAAGGAGGAAGAACUCCUGACAGCUCUAGCUCGAAUGUGCAAUGUAGACUCAGGGCCAACGUUUGCAGCUGUUCCUUGCCUAGCUGGGAGGCGUCAGGGUGCUCUUACAGUGUACCAAAGAGAUCGAUACCCUGAAGGUGCCCUCGGUCCAGUUACUUUCAUUUGGAAACCCAGAAAUGAAUCUGCAGUUGGUUCUGCCAGCCGCCAACUUUGGAUAUGGACUCACCCAGCCUUUAAGCAGGAUAUACUGGCUGAGUUGAAAGCAGUAUGCCACUGUUCUGAGCCUAUGGAUUCCUGUAUUGCCAAACCAGUGGUGACAUUGCCCCAAGAAGAAAGCAAAACUGACAUCACUGAAAAAGUUGGCCAAAAAAGGAAGCAGAAAGAUGACGGUGAAAUAGAUGUCCCUGUGAAAAAAAUUAUUGGUGAUGGAACCAGAGACCCCCAUCAGUCAUAUAGAUGGAUAUCACAAACUUCAGGAAUUAUGAUCAGUGACUUGACCAUGGAGAUCCUCAGAUACCGACUCAUCGGUCCUCUUUCACACUGUGUCCUUACGGAGGCACUCAAAGCUGCCUCUGUCCAUUCUAACCUGGAGACUACAUAUCCUGAAAUGAACAGUUGGUGGGUAGAAAAUUGCAGAAAUCCUGAGCAGGUGUCUCUUCAUCAUCGUCAAGAAGCCUUCUUUGAACUUUUGCAAGGGUUAAGUUCCUCAAACAUUCCAUCAGGUACUGUAUUGGGUUUGACUGUUGGGGAUCCACGAGUGAAUUUGCCAAAAAAGAGGUCAAAAGCUAUGCCAAAUCCAGAAAAAUAUCAAGAUGGUGAGAAGGUUAGACAGUUGACCUUAGAAGGUGUUUCUGCGGAGUGUGCACAGAGUUUUCUCUGGGACCGGAAUAUCUGUAACAGUGUUACAGAAAAUAAAAUGCCAGAACAGCACCUGAAUAGUCUAAGAAGUAAACUCCUGAUACCUGGAUCAUAUCUUGACUUGGGCCCUCAAGAAUCAAAAAUUCCUAUACUCCUGGUUCAGCAGCCUGGAAAAAUAGCUGGAGAAGAUCGACCAGGUUGGGGAAGUGGCUGGGAUAUUUAUCUGCCCAAAGGUUGGGGCAUGGCAUUUUGGCUUCCUUUUAUCUAUCGAGGUGCCCGAGUGGGGGGCUUGCAGGAGGGCCUGAAACAUUCCCUGUAUAAGAGAACUCCUCAUGUUCCGAGUGAUUACCCAGACUGUCCUGCUGGUAUUCAGUUUGCCAGAGAACUAGAGAGAAAUCUUCUGGAAAAAUUUAAGAGACGUCCUCCAGCAAAAAGAGCAAAUUACAUUAAACACGGGACCCUGAAACCAUUUUUCUGCCCCUGGGAGAAGCUCACACUGGACUGGGAGGCUAGGAAUGAAGCUAGUCAUAAAUAUGUGGACUCCUCAGUCCUAGAGAGUGAAGACUUGGCAGCUGAAGGAGAGGCUUCUUGUGGCCCCAGCCAUGGUAUGUUUGUACCAGAGUCUCCAAGAAGGAAGGAAAUGGAUGCAUCUUCCCAAAACAACGUGCAGAUGGAAGGUGUGACUGAUGUGACAGAACUACACAAGGGCGAUGAAGUUAUUUCAAAUUGUACCUUUUGUGUCCUCAGGCGCAAGAAGUUAUUACGGCAGGUAUCGGCCUGGUGUCAGCCUGCAUAUGUCAAAACUCGGAAGAUCCGGCACCAUGCUUCCGCAUUGGAUCAGCAGGAACCAACUGCAGAUACCCUCUUGCCUGUUGUUCAGCGCUACCCUAGGGCUCUAGUCUGGGUCUGCUUGACCCUUCUUAAAAGAGGUAGCCCUGAAUUGCAUGCCAUGAUUUGCAUCCCAUCAAAAGAUGAUUUGUUUCAACUAAGCAAAGACAAACACUUCUUUGGUCCUCAGGAACCUAAACACAGUGAUGUCUUCAAGAACAAGGUUUUAAAACAAAAGGCAAUGAAAAAGAGGCAGAGUAUUGGGAAGGGGAAGCAAAAUAGUGCAUCUGGUACCAUGAAUGUAAUCCCAACCAAGCAAGAUGAUCUAGUUCUGGGUUUAUGGCCUGACCCGCUGCCAGAUGUAACGUCUCACUGUUCCAGAGUUCUCCUGGGGUUUGUCACUCAAGGGGACUUCUCGUUGGCCUUUGGCUGUGGUGAAGCUGUGGGAUUUGUUAGUCUGACAGGACUGCUGCACAUGCUGAUGGACCAGCCAAAAGAACAGAAAGGGCUUGUUCUGUUAAGAAAUCCAGCAUCACUUCAGUAUAGGUUUGCUAGGCUUACUGUUGAAGUUUAACUUGGGUUGGAGCUCACUGCUGCCAAAGAAGCCUUUUUGUGAAAGUUUGUGGCUUCUUCACCUAGAUGCUAUGCUCUCACUCUCCCCCAAAAGUGUACCUCACCUUCUUCAAUAAGCAACGUGAAACAGACUUGAUGAUAAACUGAAAAUUCUUCUAUACAAUUUGACAUCAAAGUUUAGCUGCUAAGAAUUUUUCUGUAUAUGCAUAUAAUUUUUUCUAUAAAAACAAGCAGCAGAUUUCUUUUGUUGCAUGUUUUCACUUCCGUUUAUGAUAUAAAUGUUUUGCUUCGAUGAAGGGGCUGCUUUCCUGUUUUGUGCAGCUGAAAUCACCAUCUUACAUAAAAAUUAGCUCUUUUCCUCUCUCCCACAUACUGAUGAGAAGGAGCUAUGUACAAAAUAGCACACAUAUAUACUUUCCCCUUUAGUAAAAGUGCAUUUUGUGUGAGCUUGCUUUAAUAAUAGAAAUAGAAUACACUGUUAAAGCUGUGAAAUGCUGAAAUGUUGCAAUGGUCAGCCUUCACUCUUCUGAAUGUAACUUGCGUCAUGUUCUGCUUGGGAGAAGAGUCUUCGUCCUUGUUAGUAAAACUUGGUUGCCUUGCCCUUUUAACCCAUGCCAUGUUUUAUGAUGGGAAUGUGAUAUUAUGACUCUUAAAUGGGGGUAACACUGCUCCAAUCAAUAAUAAGUACCAAUACAUAGUUACAGAAUGAAA
Eublepharis macularius is the source of this 3694-nucleotide messenger RNA. RefSeq names its product POP1 homolog, ribonuclease P/MRP subunit (gene POP1). Bases 48 to 2984 code for a protein of 978 amino acids. NCBI's taxonomy places the organism in Eukaryota, Metazoa, Chordata, Lepidosauria, Squamata, Eublepharidae. Gene Ontology annotation, cellular component: ribonuclease MRP complex; nucleolar ribonuclease P complex. The transcript has 16 exons. Gene Ontology annotation, biological process: tRNA 5'-leader removal. The record is from RefSeq and is a predicted model, not a curated record.